Messenger RNA from Athalia rosae (coleseed sawfly), 772 nucleotides. It is a transcript of the gene mRpS18A, whose product is annotated as 39S ribosomal protein S18a, mitochondrial. The transcript is spliced from 4 exons. NCBI's taxonomy places the organism in Eukaryota, Metazoa, Arthropoda, Insecta, Hymenoptera, Athaliidae. The coding region runs from base 191 to 670 and encodes 159 amino acids. The record is from RefSeq and is a predicted model, not a curated record. Gene Ontology annotation, biological process: mitochondrial translation. Gene Ontology annotation, molecular function: small ribosomal subunit rRNA binding; structural constituent of ribosome. Gene Ontology annotation, cellular component: ribosome; mitochondrial small ribosomal subunit.
GAAUAAUUCAUUAAAAAAUCGAAAAUAAAUCAGGAAAAAUGGGAAACCAUCAGAAAAAAAUUGGCAAUAAAUCUGAGACGGUGUACCUUUCAUUACAUAGCAUGAGGUGCCUCUAGGUGCUUCUGGUGUGCUCGUUUAUGUAUCGCAAGACCCUGAACUACAUUUGCUUCUAUUGCAAUUGGAAAUAAUCAUGGCAGGGAUCUGUCGUUUGACUGCGAAGAUAGGAAAGUCAUUAAUAUCUGCAGAAUCUAGAAGAUGUAUCUCUUUGACUUCAGUGGCGAGAGUGAAAGAAAUCAGAGAAACGCGAGUCGGCAAGAAUCUGAUUAUCGAGGGUGUGAUAGUUCCAUCUCCUAGAGAAAAGCUACUGGUAAAAAAUGAAUCAGAAAGAGGAUCGUGCCCUCUUUGUGCUACGGGAUUAGAUCUAAAACACACGGAUGUUCUGAUACUUAGUCAAUUCUUAAGAUCGGAUGGUGGCAUGCUACCUCGCCGCAUCACAGGGCUUUGUAGAACGCAGCAAGGGAGGGUGGCCACUAUGGUUGCAAUGGCUCAAAAAGCAGGCCUAAUGUCAAACUUGACACCAGCAACAAGUAAGAAGGAUCCAAAAAGAAGAUGGGACUGGAAAAAAUUCAACACUUAUUUCGAUGAAACAACUAUAAGAUAUAAAUUUUAAUAUGUACAAUAAAUCAGGGCAUUCUUUGAUAAGAAAAUAUGUAAUAAAUCAAUCACAGCUGUCAUAGUGUUUCAUAGCAUUAAAAAAAAAAAAACUCCGUUA